This is a messenger RNA of Mizuhopecten yessoensis (Yesso scallop), 3541 nucleotides long. RefSeq names its product cyclic nucleotide-gated cation channel alpha-3-like. Gene Ontology annotation, molecular function: intracellularly cAMP-activated cation channel activity; protein-containing complex binding; intracellularly cGMP-activated cation channel activity. Gene Ontology annotation, cellular component: intracellular cyclic nucleotide activated cation channel complex; plasma membrane. Gene Ontology annotation, biological process: monoatomic cation transmembrane transport. The transcript has 5 exons. The coding region runs from base 853 to 2814 and encodes 653 amino acids. The record is from RefSeq and is a predicted model, not a curated record. Lineage: Eukaryota; Metazoa; Mollusca; Bivalvia; Pectinida; Pectinidae.
CUGUCGCCCUGGCGGUGACAUCCUCGUGAUCUUGGAUAGUGCUGCUCUCUGAGAGACCCUCGUUUCAUCGUGAAUAGAUCCACAUGGAUGGGCGGCUUGUCGCACACUACUAAAUAGCUCGGGACCAGAGAGGUACAAAGCCAGAGGUCCGUUGCCUUGUGAGCUCCUAUAGGAAUAACUUGCGCUGUCGAUAUAACAUUUGAUUCUCAAAGAAUGGUUUUAUGAAUAUUCAUCAGUCUUGAAUAUUUCCCAAUCUUGGACAGCACACAAAAUCGUAUAAUUGGUGCUGAUGAAUUCAUUUCUCUCGACAUCAGAUUUAUCACGAAGGGAUUAGUAUGGGAAGUUAUUUCCAUGGUGAUAACAUGUUUUACAAGCAAACGGGAGCUACUUCGUCGCCAUGCGAACCUUCAUAAUAUUUCUUAUGUAUACAAAGUCGUCAUAGCAACAAGUGCCCGAGGAAAGUCUUUGGAUACCACGUAAUUGCUAAGGUCAUCAUAGUUUGGAUCGUAUUAAUUAGUUUGUUCCAUGUGAAAGAAGAAAUCGCCUAAGCCGGUUAUUUCAAAGAGCAAAAUUAUAUUCGAAAUCGAGGAUUUAUUUUUAUGUAAAAACUUUAAAAUCGGCGCAUUUUUCAAGGGAAUAAAAGAGUUAUAAUUGUGCAAUGUGAGGAAUUUACAAACAGCAAAUAGUGUUUGUAAAUUGAUGUUAGUGGGAGGAGUGACAUCAUGGAUAUAAGUGCGUUUGAGGGUUUUCUUUUCUCUGACGAAACACGCAGGGUUGGUGGAUAGUACUGGACUGAUAUUAUAGAGUGAAGACUAUUCGAAAAUGUAUGAAAACUAGGGAGUGGGCGUGGUCAUGGCGACGUCACCAACAACAAGUAAACCACCGGAUAAGGUGAAUCACUCCAAGUCGUUCGAUGACGAAGUAGAAGUUUUAGAAAAUGGAGGCUUGAGUCCCCAGUUAUCACUCAGGACAGAUGAUGAUACCUGUUCUGAAAUCAUCCGGAUCGAACAGCAGAGCUAUGACGAGCCCGAACAAGUGUCAGCAAUGGAGCGGAUCGCUCGUACAUUACAGGUGAUAAAAUCAUGGGCAUCAGGACGAUGGCGGUCUCGGACGUUACCACAGCGGCCGGAUUCCUUCCUGGAGAGAGUUGCAAUGGGAGGGCAAGAUGUCAAAGAUGCAAAUGGAGACAGGAAGGUUCGCAAGAUUUCCGACAUCAGGUACUGGAAGGGGUUUGUGGUGGACCCGUCUCAAGAUUUCUAUUAUCGGUGGCUCUUUGUCAUCUCCAUAUCUGUCCUCUACAAUGUUGUCUUUAUCAUCGCACGUUCGGUGUUUUGGGAGUUGCAGAGGAGUUACAUGUCCCUGUGGCUGGCCCUAGACUACCUCAGUGACAUCCUGUAUGUGAUCGACAUGGGGAUAUCAUGCAGGACAGGGUAUCUGGAGGAGGGACUCCUUGUACGUGACGGUACUAAACUACGACAGCACUACACGUCUUCGACGAUGUUUAAGACGGAUAUCCUUAGCAUAUUACCGACAGAUUUUUUCUACUUUCUAAUUGGUCUGGAUAAACCAGAACUAAGAUUUAAUCGAAUCAUUCGAUUUAACCGUCUGCUCGAGUUCUUUGACAGAACGGCUACAAGAACUAGUUUUACAAACAUGAUCAGAAUCAUGAAUUUGGUGCUUUACAUUCUGAUCAUUAUUCACUGGAAUGCCUGUAUAUAUUUUGCUAUCAGCAACUCAUUAGGAUUCGGCUCAGACCUGUGGGUAUAUCCAAACGUUUCCGAUCCAAAAUUUCAACCAUUAACCCGGAAAUACAUCUACAGUUUCUACUGGUCAACUUUAACCCUAACAACGAUUGGAGAAACCCCAGUCCCAGAAAAGGACGAGGAGUAUCUAUUUGUGGUCGUCGAUUUCCUCAUCGGUGUCCUCAUUUUCGCUACCAUCGUCGGUAACGUCGGUAGCAUGAUAACAAACAUGAACGCUGCACGCGCGGAAUUCCAAGGGAAAAUGGACGGAGUAAAACAAUACAUGGAGUUCCGUAAAGUGUCCAAAGAGCUCGAGCAAAGAGUGAUCAAAUGGUUUGAUUAUUUGUGGACCAACAAGAAAUCAUUAAAUGAGGAGGAAGUAUUGGCGUCACUUCCGGAUAAGCUCAAGGCAGAAAUAGCGAUACACGUGCAUUUAGAUACGUUGAAGCGUGUUGCUUUGUUUCAGGAUUGUGAGCCUGGUUUACUUGUGGAGCUUGUACUAAAUCUCAAACUACAGGUGUUUAGUCCGAGUGAUUAUAUAUGCAGGAAGGGCGACAUUGGAAAAGAAAUGUACAUAGUCAAGCGUGGACAGCUAGGUGUUGUUUCGGACGACGGGAAGACCAUAUUUGCCACUCUGAGGGAGGGUAGUGUUUUUGGUGAGAUAAGCAUAUUGAAUAUUGCAGGGAAUAAGAACGGCAACCGUCGAACGGCAAAUAUCAAGAGUACAGGCUACAGCGACCUGUUCUGUUUGUCGAAAGAUGACCUGUGGGAUGUUCUCACUCAGUACCCGGAUGCAAAGAAGAUUUUAAUUGACAAAGGUAAGAAAAUUCUUAGGAAAGACAAUCUUUUGGAUGAGGAACUGAUGAAAAAGGUCGAAGCGCAGCAAGAAACGACCGAACAAAAACUUGACAGGAUUGAUUCGAGUCUGGACACUUUACAAACAAGGUUUGCCAGACUUCUUGCCGAUUUCAACGCCACUCAACAAAGACUGAAGCAACGAAUCACGAAACUCGAAAAAGGCCUGGUGAAAGAUUCUGACGCAAUUUCCAAUAUUUCUUUCUUGGAUUCAUGAUGGAUGAGGUUUACAUCCCAUUUAUUAUAGAGCUAUCUAUAACUGUGAUCAAAACAAACGUCUAUCAACAUCGACUAAAACCAAUUUUACAACAAAAACAUGGUCGAUUCUAUUGAAAGGCCGCUCAAAUGCAAACAACAAACCGGAGACCAAUCCAUCUUAAAGCGUCACACAUCAUUGAUUCCGUAUAUUAAUCAUAUCUCAUGAAUUACCCCAAAGCGAUCAUGUCUUUGUCCUUAAUGACCAAGUGCAUCGAUUUGUCGAGUCAUUAAAUAUAAACGAAAACAAUGGAUGCAAGAUUCUAUAAUUCAAGUGUCAGAUAGACGGAAGUGACGUUGACCGGAAAUGGUGUGUCAACAAAUGUGUUGUCAAGUAUGCCGAGAAUGUCUUGUUUUUAAUAUAGAACCGUCCAAUGAGAUUAUAUUUAAAUGUCAUAAUACACGUUUCUUAUCUUAAAGUCAUUGUACAUAUAUAUGUGUAUAGUUUACUCAUGCAUAUGUAUAAAGUCAGUUAAGACGACUUGAUUCAGCAAAAGAAUCAUGUGUGCUACAAAUAGUCUAUUUAAAUGUCUAAAAUGUCCAUUAAUCGAAGUUGAAUUUCCCAAUUAAUCCACGUUUAAUCAAGGCAAACAAAUCAACAUUAAUUCUAUGUUUGAACUUAAUUUUGGCUCUAUUCCUCAAUGAUUUUAUAAACAAUGAUAAUUAUGAUCGUUUCCUCUUUUUUUUCU